AAAUCCCUUCUACACACAUACUAUACUAUAGCGCAUCUCACUCACACACCGGCAUCCCGAUCAGCUGUCAAACACAGGGGGUAGCGUAAACAAAACAACACACACACACACACACACACACGAUACGACGGGGUUGCGUGAAAAUAAGGGUGCGCGCAGCCAGAGGGUGGUUUUAUCGUGUUUUGUUCGUUGUUUUUUUAUUUUGAUGUGUCAUUCACAAUAUUGACGCGAUUGAUUCGUAAUUAGGAGAAAACGCACCACAAGGCUGCUGCUGCUGCUGCUAGUAUACAAACAAAACCUGUCUGUGUUGAGAAGCGUACGCGCGCGUGCGACAAAGAAAUCGAUCGUAGGAAACAAAGUGUAUCAGCCGUCUUGCGGUCCAGGCCUGGUGUUUUUCCUAAGUGUGGUGCUCUACAUCACCAUACACAAUGCAUGGAGUGUUGAUGGCUCGUAUCGUCAUCAUCAUCAUCGGUAUCAUCCCUUGUGACCGCCGAUAAGAAAGCAGCAAGGCCACGCCACGUCUUGAGCACAUUCCUAGCACAUUCAUCUCAAAUGCACCACCGCCACAGAAGACGGUCGGUGCGAUAUUCCGUGACUGCCACACCAUUGCUUGACCUACGCGAAAGUGUUCUGUGCUUCAAAACGCGGUUUGCAGUGAACUCGGCUUGACAGUGACGACGAUCCGGUAGCGCGUACCGCUCCUGUAUCCCGUGUGUUUUGGUUCAGUGCAAGCGAACGGCAAGAUGAGCUCGGCGGACGAUUUGCUAACGCUGAGCAACGAGACGGUGGGCAAUUCGACCUUUUUUGCGUACAUCGGACAAUACAUUGACUUGGACUACUCGAUAUGGUUGUACCGGUUGCUUACACCGGUGCUGGUUACAUUCCUACUGCCUUGCGCAUUUGUGCUGUUAAUUUACUGUACCAUAUCAUUUCUCUACAUUUACAAGCUGCACAGUCGAUUUAUAUUGCAGGUUUAUAAUGAGGGUGACUUUGACUUCUGGGAUGUGGCGCGAACGCUCGUCGCCGUUGUGUGGGAUGCCCACGGGUGGAUAUUUCACGGCUACGAAGUUUGCGGGUUGGAGAAUCUGCCCGAAACAGGACCGGCCCUCAUCAUCUACUAUCACGGCGCAAUCCCGAUCGAUAUGUAUUACUUUACGGCACGCGUUUACCUGAAGCGGCACCGGCUGAUCUAUACCGUUGGCGAUCGGUUUCUGAACAAGGUGCCCGGCUGGAAGCUGCUGGCACGCGUGAUGAAGAUCAGCCCCGGUACGGUGCAAUCGUGCGCGAGCGUACUGCGCGACGGGAACCUGCUGUCGAUUGCACCGGGCGGUGUGUACGAGGCCCAGUUUGGCGACAGCAACUAUGAGCUGCUCUGGCGGCAACGGGUCGGUUUCGCGAAGGUGGCGAUCGAAUCGAAAGCGCCCAUCAUUCCCAUGUUUACGGAAAAUCUGCGCGAAGGCUUCCGUUCCGUCGGUCUCGCCAAACGGCUCUUCAUACGCCUUUACAAUGCGGUCCGCUUCCCGGUGCGUCCCAUCUACGGUGGCUUUCCGGUCAAGUUCCGGACGCAUCUCGGCGCCCCGAUACCGUACGAUCCGUCCCUGUCGCCCGAGGAUCUGCAGGAAAAGGUGGCGUUUGCGAUCGAGGAGCUGAUCAACCAGCACCAGCGCAUCCCGGGCAGCAUCUUUGACGCACUGGUCGAUCGUUUCAUCACUCGCAAGAAGCAGAAGGCGACAUGAGCCGGCCCGGGGAACUGUUUCCUUACUUACCGUACGGUUACAUGUUUUCCCUGUACUGCUGCUACUGCUGGUGGUAGGUGCUAUUGCUGUGUUGGUGUGUGCUGCAGGACGUACCACACGUGACCGAACAAAGCGACCGGAUGUAUUUAAUAUGUCUGUACUUAAUAGAGUUGUACAAUUACGGAUGAGAUUUAAA
Messenger RNA from Anopheles stephensi (Asian malaria mosquito), 1932 nucleotides. Its product is annotated as transmembrane protein 68-like. The transcript has 6 exons. Gene Ontology annotation, cellular component: membrane. Lineage: Eukaryota; Metazoa; Arthropoda; Insecta; Diptera; Culicidae. Gene Ontology annotation, molecular function: acyltransferase activity. The record is from RefSeq and is a predicted model, not a curated record. The coding region runs from base 744 to 1736 and encodes 330 amino acids.